Molecule: messenger RNA, 279 nt
Organism: Cylicostephanus goldi
Lineage: Eukaryota; Metazoa; Nematoda; Chromadorea; Rhabditida; Strongylidae
Source: the annotation of a GenBank genome assembly
AUGGCUCAUUAUCAGCAACUCGAGCAAGCGAUGAUCAAACAAGCUGUAAAUGUGAGAUUCCAUCGUAGAAUAGCCGGUAGAAGCGUAAUGGACUGGAUGAAUGACGAGGACUUCCUAUACUGCAGAAUUAUUGGGGUCAGGGCUCAGAUUAUGAGCCUUCUGGAAGAGUCCGAGAAUGAACUUGAUGAGGAUGAUGAUUCCAUGAGUAGUCCAAAUAUCGAUGCGGGCGAGUCAUCCCGAUACGAGCAUCCUGUACUGGAUGUCUCUCAUACUCACUAG